CUGCAACUCAUUCUCUCUCUCAUGGUAUCAAUUGCCUAAACUGAUCCUCUUCUCCUAUCGUCUCUUCCUUUCUCUUCUCCAUGGCGAGUUCAUCUUCCUCUGAUUCUCUCCUCUCCAUCAGCAGUCGUACACCUCACUGCCAACUCUGUCGUACCAACGGCCACUAUGUUAAUGCGUGUCCUCAGCUUGCUCGAUUUGCUUCCACUGUUCAUGGACCUCCCAUCCCUAACCCAGAAGCUGAUCUUACCAGAGCCUUUCAUGCUCAAUGCCACGUGACAUCAUACGGCCCCGAUUGGUAUGUCGACUCGGGUACAUCUGACCACAUGUCCUCUUCGGCAGCCUCUGUCCCCAAUCCGGCUCCCUUUACAGGUCCUCAAAAGGUGUUUUUUGGAAACGGACAGAAAGACGAAGCAGAUACUGUCAUCCAUGAUGAUCACGACCAUGUGUCUGAGCCGGAUGAAUCGGAGCCCGCUGAGCCCGCACCGAAGCCAGCUUCGCCUGUUCUGCCCACUUCAUCUCCUCAAUGGCCUCCUCCUCCGUCUCACCCGAUGAUCACCCGUAGUAAAGCUGGUAUCUUUAAACCUCGAUAUCGGGUUGAUCUUGCCAGCUCUUCCUCACAUGGCCUCACAGCGGCUCUUCGUUCCUUAAAUCGUGCUCGUGACAUUUACAAUCAAAUCAAGGAAAACAUAGAACAGAUGGGGCUUAAGAUUAGUUCAUGUGGAGAUGACAUGGUUCCACUUUGCAGAUGUCUUGUUGAUUCUUAUUUCCGGAAUGCAGCCCUGCAACAACCUGAGGGAACGUACAAAUGACAAGCUUGGUUUUAUUUGCUGGAAACAUAAAGAUUAUGGCUGGUUCGAGAUGUUGAGGAUUACAUUCUAUGGAAUAAAGUUAAUAUCUAACGGGAUUACCUGGUGCGAAGUUGAUUUCAGUCAAGGGACUAAUUUGGAUGAUUCGAAUAGUCUGCUCAAAAGUUGGAUACGACCCCUGUAAACCCUUGCACUUGAAAAUAGUGUCAUUCGAGUUGAUCUGGGAAAUGCAGUUCUAUCCGGCACAUUGGUCCCACAAAUUGGUCUCUUAAAGAAUUUUCAAUACUUGAACUAUACAAAAAUAGCAUAAGCGGCCCAAUUCCAAAUGAUCUUGGAAAUUUGACAAAUUUAGAAACUUGUAGAAAAGGAGUCGACACUGGUUGAGUUGAUGCAUCUACAAGUGGUGAAGAUUCAAGGCUUAAAGCUGCCAUGGAGAUUGCCAAAGGAGAACUUACUCACAGGUUCUUUUUAAUGUUGUACAUGUUAUGUUUUUCUAUAAUAAAUAUUAUGCAAUAUUAGCAAUGUAUUACAUUUACUUACUAUGGGAA
Lactuca virosa is the source of this 1354-nucleotide messenger RNA. NCBI's taxonomy places the organism in Eukaryota, Viridiplantae, Streptophyta, Magnoliopsida, Asterales, Asteraceae. The record is from the annotation of a GenBank genome assembly.